AUGAAAUGGUAUUUACAAGGGGUUGUGUUUGAUACCUCAGUGCCCCCCAAAGAACUGGGAGGCAAGGUCGUGGUCAGGAGAGGGCAGACGGCCGUCAGGAGCGCUCCACUCCACUAUGUCUGUGCAGCUCGGUCGAGCUUGCUCUUCCUCUUCUUCUUCCUCAAAGCGUGUGUGGCUUCCUUUGCCUUGGUGGAGCUGUGCUUGCUUGAAACGGUUGUAAGGAGUCCAGUGGCUCUGAGAGAAGUCUUGGUAGGGCGUUGGAUCGUACUCGAAAUCCACAGGUCAACUCGAAAUCGAGUUGAGUUUGGACUCGAUCAAGUCCGGUGGUCGAGCUGGAGCGUCUGGCCUUGGACUCUUCCUCCUCCUCUGCGAGUUGUCUUCUCCUUCCCUUGGCUCAAAUGA
Molecule: messenger RNA, 402 nt
Organism: Microthlaspi erraticum
Lineage: Eukaryota; Viridiplantae; Streptophyta; Magnoliopsida; Brassicales; Brassicaceae
Source: the annotation of a GenBank genome assembly